Diabrotica balteata is the source of this 1390-nucleotide messenger RNA. NCBI's taxonomy places the organism in Eukaryota, Metazoa, Arthropoda, Insecta, Coleoptera, Chrysomelidae. The record is from the annotation of a GenBank genome assembly.
CAAAAAAUGAGUUUUCAUCGCAAAGAGUUAAAACCGCUUAAACUUAUUAUAUAUGGGCCGCCGGCAUCUGGAAAGACUAAAUUGGCGGAACGAAUAUGUCGCCGUUAUGGAGCUCAUUAUAUAUCAGUUAAAACAAUGAUAGAUGAAACAUUGGAAGAUCUAAAAGCACGCAUUACAAAAGAGACUGAAAAGCUUUUACCAAAACAUAGCAAAGAACAAGACACGGAAACUACGGACGAUGAAGACCAAGAAUUUCCAGGAGAAGAGGAAGAAGAAGAAGAAAUAAAAGCUAUAAUAGAAGAUCUACAAGAACAAAUUAGGUACAUUACUAGUACUAUGCAAAGAGGCGUUUCUCGUAAACUACCAGACGAGGUUGUAGUGCGACUGAUGAAGGCAUUUUUGGCUAACGAGGUGUGCCAAUCUCGUGGAUACGUUCUUGAUGGAUACCCUAAAACUUUUGAGCAGGCGAAGGAGUUAUUUGGUCAAGUUGCUGACAGUAGACGUAGAGAAGAGAUUCCUAAGGGUAUUACGGGUGAAGGAGGUAUUCCUGGAGAAGGUGAACAGCUAGGACAUGCUUUAGGAAACGCCAAUGAACAAAUAAUGCCUAAUUAUGUAAUAAGUCUCGAAGCCUCAGAUGAGUUUUUAUGUGAAAGGGUUAUGAAACUUCCUCAAAAAUUAAUUAGGGGUACACAUUAUGAUGAAGUGGGUAUGUUAAAGAGACUGGCGGCAUUUCGAGAAUAUGACUCACGGGAAAAUACUGUACUUACAUUUUUUGAUGAAGCCAAUAUUCACCCAAUACUAAUAAAAAUUUAUGAUGAAGAUACUGACGAGCCGUUGAGUUUGGAUAGUAUUUUUGAUUUUGUGUAUAAAAUAUUUGGGGAACCAAUACCAGGUUUUGGUUUAACGUUGGAAGAAGAAGCCGAACUUAGAAAGCUAGAGCUCGAACAGUUAAAGCUAUUGGAAGAAGGUGAACGUUUAGAACGCCAGGUUAUGGAGAAAAAAGCUAAAAAAGAAUACGAAGAUAAAAUGGAGAGAUGGACUGAAACUUUAGAGAAAUUGCAAAUAGAAGAAGAAAAGCUGUUAGCGGCUCAGAGUGAGCCUUUAAGAUUUUAUUUAAUGAAGUAUAUAUUUCCAACUUUGUCCAAAGGACUGAUCGAAGUAGCGAAAGUGAAGCCUGACGAUCCAGUUGAUUUUUUGGCUGAGUAUUUAUUCAAAGAAAAUCCAGAAGGCAAAAUGUUCGAUCCGUCAUACACUCGUGAAGGAGAGAGAAUUUUACAACAAUAUCAAGAAGAAGUCCAAGAAACAAUAGAUGAAGCUGAUAAGUAAAUAGUACAAUUUGUUAUAUUUUGCAAUCUUUGAAUUUAAAAGUGUUAUUGUAAAUUUGUUUUGC